Anolis sagrei ordinatus is the source of this 1053-nucleotide messenger RNA. Lineage: Eukaryota; Metazoa; Chordata; Lepidosauria; Squamata; Anolidae. The record is from RefSeq and is a predicted model, not a curated record.
CAGCAGCUAAUUUUAAAAACACACUCAGAUUCCUAGUGUCCCCUAAGACUAGGCUUACCUGAAGCAGAAGGGAACAAAAUGGCUUUUUUGCUUCCUCAACUUCUGUGGGAGCAUAACUGCCACUUGAGUUCAGGCCCUGGCUUUUAUAGGGCAAACAGGAAGCAGCAACAACUCACUCUGAGUCACUCUGAGAACAAUGAGCCUCGCCCAGCCUCUCAAACAAAGCACUCAGCAGCUAAUUUUAAAAACACACUCAGCAGCUAAUUUUAAAAACACACUCAGAUUCCUAGUGUCCCCUAAGACUAGGCUUACCUGAAGCAGAAGGGAACAAAAUGGCUUUUUGCUUCCUCAACUUCUGUGGGAGCAUAACUGCCACUUGAGUUCAGGCCCUGGCUUUUAUAGGGUAAACAGGAAGCAGCAACAACUCACUCUGAGUCACUCUGAGUCACUCUGAGAACAAUGAGCCUCGCCCCGCCUCUCAAACAAAGCACUCAGCAGCUAAUUUUAAGAACACACUCAGAUUCCUAGUGCCCCCUAGUGUCAUGACAACAAGAAUUCCCCAUUCCUUUUCUCUCAUCAAUUUCAGAUAAAUCUUGGACGAAUGCAAACAAUCUCCUCUCCACAGAAAAACGCCUGAAUGACCUGAGGCAUACGAUGUCGAUUGGAAUGAGGGAUAGGGAUAUGAACUAUGCAAACCAUGCCAGACUGUCCCACGAAAUCAUGAAGUUACCCUUUUACAUAGAUAACACGCAAAAGGAAUAUGAGGAACAGAAGAAAAAAUAUCGAGCCUUAUUCAAUAAGGAGACCAAGUCUGUGAACGGCUGGGACAUCUAUGGGAACAAUCUCUAUUAUAUUUCCAAAAGGAAAAAGUCUUGGUUUGAUGCUGAGAACUUCUGCCAGUCCAGAGAUGCCCAUUUGGCCUCCAUCUUGACCAGCGAGGAACAGAACUACAUUACCGCUCAGAUGGGGGAGCCUUUCUGGAUCGGACUCACAGACGAAAACGUGGAAGGCAACUGGGAAUGGUCAGAUGGCUCCCAAGUGACCACAGAGUGA